Molecule: messenger RNA, 2543 nt
Organism: Diuraphis noxia (Russian wheat aphid)
Lineage: Eukaryota; Metazoa; Arthropoda; Insecta; Hemiptera; Aphididae
Product: ubiquitin carboxyl-terminal hydrolase 3-like
Biological process (GO): protein deubiquitination
Cellular component (GO): cytosol; nucleus
Molecular function (GO): cysteine-type deubiquitinase activity; zinc ion binding
Source: RefSeq, a predicted model, not a curated record
AUAACGCAGUUGGCCGUCCGUCACCACCCGCCCCACCGUUAGUGAACCACCCCACCUCGCCCCACUCAAGUAACUGAGUAGCGCAGCGCUUCGUAGUUCGUCGUCCGUCCGUCCGUACUCCGUCCCCGUCCCGUCAAUCGUCAGCACGACGGAAUACGGAUUCGUGGCUGUGUUGUAGAGUGGCAUCGGUAUUGUCGGUGUGCCCAUUCUCCAUACGGCAUAAAGACUCCGUCGCCUUUUGUUACCCUCAUCACUCGUCCGCCGCCGUUCUACGCAUGCGCGGAGUGCAGUCGUAGUAUCGGACGAUUGGGACUUUCAGGACAUUGAGAGUUGAGACUUUUAGAGUUCAUCUUCAGACCGGUUUCGUAGUUGGUACUGGUUAGUUGUCUCUGCUUGACCUGUCGGCUGUCGCUGUCACCAUCAUUCAAUUACAUUAUUCUCGGCUAAUACGACGGGGCGUUUUUUAGUACGUCCCGUCUUCUGUCAUUGUCUCCGCUGACACUGUACCGAUUAUCGCCACAGAGUCACCAUCAAAUCUUCGUCACUGCAAUCGAUUGUAGCUAUCAUCUGUUAACCUUUACUGAUACAACUACACCUCAGAAGUCAUCAACAAAUUAUUCUUGAUUUGAAGAAUUUAUAUUGUUUGUUACUGAACGUUUGUGUCUUCCAAAGAGGUAUUCAUUCACCCAACAAGGCAUGGAUGAAGAUAUGGACUGUCCCCACAUUUCUGAAGCAGCCGAGAAAUUAAAGUUGGAUGUAGAGCAGAUUAGAGCUACACUCAACAAUAGGAGUUGCAAUGUUUGCUUACGAGUAGAUCAAUUAUGGAUAUGUUUGGAGUGUCGACAAAUUCUUUGUGGGCAUAAUGCUGUAGGACACAGUACUGCACAUUAUGAAUUCCACAAAACUCAUUGCAUAUUUAUAAAUAUUGAGUCUGCAGCUAUAUUUUGUUUCAAAUGUAGUUCUGAUGUAGAACCAAAGGACCACGAUAAUGAACUUAACCGUCUUCGACAAUUUAUUUUGUAUAACCGUGGACCAAGUUCAAAUAAUAGUAACAAAAAGAGAAGACGAAAAAAAGCACCUAAAGCUGUUAAACCAAAAAAGACUAGUUUUAAACGAGGUCCUAGAGCUAAUAAAAAAGUUAGUGUACCUAACAAUGAAAAUGACUGUUAUAUGAAUACAGUUACUCAAACGCUUUGUGGACAAGAACCUCCAGCUGUUGUACCAAAACUAGCACUUAAAACUGUUGUACCAAAGAAAUCUCUCAAGGCUAAACCUAAAAAACCUUUUUUUAAAAGAGGUCCUAGAACUAAUAAAAAAGUUGGUAUAUCUAAUAGUGGAAACAAUUGUUUUAUGAUUGCGAUUUGGCAAUCGCUUCGUCAUCUAAAGCCAUUUAUAUAUUGCAUGAAAUUGUUCAAACUUUAUGAAAUAUCCAAUAAUAAUUCAGAUCCAAGGUUGCAAGAUUGUAUAGCCCAAGAAAUGUGGAAAUUAAUGGUGACGUUAGUUGACUGGCAAAAACCUGUUGGCUAUAAAUUUAGAGAAGCAAUUUCACCAACUGCUCUUCUACAAAUUGUCUGUAAAAUUAAACCUCGCUACAAAGGAUUUCAUCAACAUGAUGCUCAUGAAUUUUUGAUGUUUACAUUGGAGACUUUACAUUCCGAGCUGAAAGAUGAAAAAAGUAAAUUGUUGUUAGAGGAGGGAGUAACAAAUUUAAACCCCAAUAAAAUUGAUACACUUGUAUCAUUGAUGUUUCGCGGAUUUUUAUUAAAUGAGGUUUACUGUUUAAAUUGCAAUACACCUUCUAGAAAAAGAGAUCCAAUCACAGAUAUUUCACUGGACGUGCCAGAUUACAAAAAUGCAGACCCGUCGAUAUCUCGACCAGUUGAUCUUUUAACUGAUUGCUUAGCGCGUUAUUUUGAGAUAGAAGAACUGAAUGAAAGAAAUUUUUACUUCUGUGACAAAUGUGGAAGCGAACAGAGAUCCACUAAGAGAUUUUGGAUGAAUGCUUUACCUAAUAUACUUUGUAUCCAUCUUAAACGAUUUAGAUGGGAUCAAACUUCUCGUACUAAAGUUCAUACACAUAUUAAAUUUCCUAUGGAAUUAUUAGAUAUGUCUCCAUAUUUUGAUGAUACAAUGAGAAAAGAAUUGGGUGGUGCGGAUACAUAUAUGUUUGAUUUGAUUGCUGUUGUUGUACAUGAUGGAGAAGGGGGAGGAUCUGGACAUUAUACUUCUUAUGCUGUUGAUGAUAAAGACGAUCAAUGGUAUGAAUAUAAUGAUGAAAAAGUGCAUGAAGUUGAUGCAUCUUUGGUAGAAAAUUUGCAAGCUUAUAUGUUAUUUUACAUUAAAAGGGACAUGAAAGUUAACUUUUGUGAUACUGACAGCCAAAAUGAUUAAUUGGACAGCUUUAAUUUUAAUAUAAGUAUCAUCAUUUUUUCUACCUAACUAUAAUAUCCUUUGAUGUUAUAUAAAAGAAUAUCUAUUUAAAAAUAAUUUAAACAGUAUUCUUAUUAUUGUAUGUGUUUUUAUGCUUAAAAUGUCAUCGCUAU